Molecule: messenger RNA, 1031 nt
Organism: Trichomonas vaginalis G3
Lineage: Eukaryota; Parabasalia; Trichomonadida; Trichomonadidae
Product: protein of unknown function, DUF4106 family
Exons: 1
Source: RefSeq, a predicted model, not a curated record
AUGGAUAGCGAUGAGUAUAAAAAAGAAGUUGAAGCAAAUGUAAAGGCAGAAAAACUUUUACAGUUGCAAAACCAAACCGUACAGUAUGAAAACUUAGCACAAGAAAGUAAAAAUAACGACGCGGCUAUGCAAAAGGCAAUGAAAAGCGCAGAAUAUAUAAAAGCUAACAAUGACUGGUUAGAUGCCCAAGCCAACGCUAAAGCAGCCCAACUCAUAGGGUCAAUAAGGACAAAAAUACAAGCGGAUGAAGAUAGUUCAAAUGAAGCUUUAACAAAUGCUGACUUUAAGAACGCCUUCGAAGCUCUUCAUAGUAAGGUGAAACUAGUGAACGACUUCUCAUCUGGAAAGAAACUGAAGUCUGAAGGUUUCGACAAAGAGUUAAAAGAAGUAGCACAAAAUAUGACGAAAAUAACAGAUGCAGCAACGAGACAGGCAGUUCAAAGUGCCUAUGACGCCGUUAGAGCAACUGUUGUGGAAAGUCAAGAAAAAGAGUUACAACAGACCAAAACAGACCUAGUAAAUGCUUUCUUAAAAACGAAAAGUCAGGUAGGACAUUAUGCUGCAGAUGGAACAUAUGUGCCAGCUGGUGGAACUUAUAUACCACCAAACCCUCCAAGAGAAGCACCUGCACCAGGACUACCUAACACAUUUACAUCGUCACAUGGACAUAGACACAGGCAUGCACCACAACAACAACCAAAACCAACACAACAACCAACACAACAACCAGCACAGCAACCAGCACAAACAGAGCAAGGACAUAAAAGAAGUAGAGAACAAGGAAACCAAGAAUUCUUAAAAAUGCUUAAGGAAGAGUAUGGUUACCCAGAUACUCUUGACUUUAGUGACAGAUAUAAAGAAGCUAUUAGAAAGUUCAAGGAAGGAAAUACUGACCCGAACCUAUUUAGCUUUAUGGCUCAGCACCAAAUGGGAUAUAAUUUCAAACCUGGAAAAUACAAGCUCGCUAAGGGAUAUGAUUUAAUAGCAUAUCAUCCAAAUGACAUGAAUGAAUUUACUCCGAGAUAUUUGGU